GUUCUCUGUUAUGUUUUGAUGUCUGAUGAAAUUACCAUUUAGCAUCGCCAGUAUCGAGUAUACUUUAUGAAAUGCCUCCAGUCUUCUAUCAAUUUGAAAACGGAGCAUUCAGAUACAUUUAAUGUUUUGAAUAAAUAAUCUUAAUCUAGGAAAUAAAAGUAGGUAGGCGCAAAAUCCGCUCAACCUCAACUUUGGACUUGUCACUUAUACUAUAGGCCUACUUAUAAAUAAUAAAAUAAUAAUAUGACUUGGACUUGACUUACGUUUCUCAGUCUGAAGUCUUGAGUUCAAUACUUAACUUACUAAUAAUAAUCAUAACGUAUAGUAAUCAUAUUAAUAUUAACUACUAUUAAUUUAAAUUACAGUUACAGUCAUUAUUCUUAAUCUUAUUUAACUAAUUUAAGUAGCCUAACUUCAUUUUCAUUAGAUUUAGAUCAACUUCAAAUGUAAUAAAUAUAAAUAAACUUAACAACUUAUUACAUAAGUAUAAGUAAUUUGUCACAUUAGCCCAGCAUAAGGCCUGAUUAAUGAUAAUGAAUACUUUUAAUAUUGUAAUGUAAUUUUGUCAUUGAUUUAAAAAAAAAAAUUCUUCACUUAAACUUAAGCCAACUUUGGCUUUAAGUUUAAUUAUAAAAAAAUGUUUUUUUUUAUAUAAGUUUAAAUUAUAAACAUCAGUAUAGUAUUUUAGUAUGAUGAUGCCUGGAUUAAUAAAUUAUUAAAUUAACGCUUAGGUAAAAGGAAAUUAGCAAAACAAUGUAUAGGAAAACCUGAAAAAAGGACCAAAAGAAAAAAAAACACAACCAAAAACGAACAUGUCAGCAAGAAGCCCUCUUCAGCAAACGAACAUAAAUAAAAACAAUAUAAAAUAUAAAUGUUAGCUGCAAUGUAGUGUCCAGAUACUACAUUGCUGUCAUGUUCAUUAUUUUGUUGCAUUUGAUUUUUUAAUCUUUAAAUUCUAAAUGAUUUAUAAUUUAUAUAGCAAUUUAGUGCAUAUUAUUUAUCUCUGUAUAUCUUUUGGCUAGACAUUUCAAGAUGAAUCGAAGAAACAGAGAUGAUACAGAAGUAAAAAUUCAUGGCUAUUCAGAUAACCUUAGAAGUGAAGAAGAAGGCAACCAUUUACAGUCCAUACCAAAUGGUGGAAUUGACGGUUUAGACUCAGAAGAAAUCAAGUCUCGGCAUCAUUAUCCCUUUAUUAGAUUCAGCACAUUAUUUAGAGGAUUUGUGCUGGUUGAUGCUUUGGUUGCAGUGGUUCUAUGGUUAACAGGUAGAAACAUCCUUUGUUUUGUGUUAAUAGUUGUAGAGUUCAAAAAGGUAUCAUUAAAUUUUAUAUAAUUGAUGAAAUUCUAUAAUUUGAUUUUACAUAAGCAACUGUUAUACUUCAAACAAAUCAGCCACUUACUCUUAUGAAUAAUAUUUAAAAAGGAAAAACAAAAAUCUAAAGAUGUGGAGGCUAUGCCCAUAAAUUACAUCAACCAAAAUGAAGAGGUGAGACAAUUCUUUAAUACCAGGUUCUGGAUGGGGGGUGGGGGUUGCGGUAAAACUAAGUUGAAGUCAACAAUGCAAUUUUUCUCUAGUACUUUUUAAAACAUAAAAGAUGGAAAAUAAAUAAUAAAGUACUUUUAAAUUUUAAUGGCUAAAUAUUCUUAAUAUCAUAACAAUGGUCUGAUCAGAACUGACAAUAUGUUUUUAGCCAAAAAAAUUACCACCUCUCCUCAACAAUGAGGACAAUAUGAGAGUCUUUCAAAGACAGAAAGAGCUGAUGGUAAUUAUUGUAUAAAGAGAAAAUGCUAAUUUUAUUAAGCCCUGAAACGGAAGGGAUAGACCAGGAUGAUUUCAGUCUACAAGAUGAUGGCAAUGAUAAAUCAGCUUGGCUUAUCAAUAAUAAAAUGUUAUCAGCUAGAUAAAGCUUUCAAUGAAUUUUCUCUAAGGGUUAUAAAAAAAUUGUCAACAUAAUUGUUAAUCGAGGAGUCCUUGAAAGUGUGACAGUUGUUAACAAAGGGGAGUGAAGGGGUAAAAAAAAAAAAUUGCCCAAAAGCUGUAGAGAUAAUUUAUGGAUAGCUUUUGAACCAAAAUAUUGUCGAAAAAGAAGUAUUAACAUUUUUAAAAAAUCUGAAUAUAUUAUUCCAUUUAUCUAUUUAAAACUGAAGAAAUUUAAUUGUAAUUGAAAGGACGGAAUAUGAAGAAUUUAAAUUGAAACAAAAAAAAUAAUAAAAAUCAUUCAUAUAUUAAAUUUUUAUUUUUCAGGUGGUGACUCCAAGUAUUUUAUAGACAACAUUAAACAUUUUAAACUUUCUGAAUCAGUUUUCGAUCUUGCUUUGCUUUCCAUGUUGAAAAUUCCAGUUUAUUUUUGUAUGGUUCGCCGUUUGGAAAUGACAGCCAUAAAAUUCUUAGAUGUUUCCUACAAUCCAGUGUUGCGAAGUAAAUUUCUGUCAAACAUCGCCAUGCUGAGUUCAGUUUCUUUUCUGAUAUUUGUGUUCGUUGUUAUCAAAGCCAGUCUUAUUUUGGAGAAAAUUGUGACACAUGAUCAAAAUUUCUUUGGAAUGCACCCAACCUUUUAUGCUUGUGUGAUAUGGUGCCUUGUGUCAAGUUUAUUGAUUUUCAUCCUCUCUGUUGUGUCUAAAUUUGGUUUGAGAAAGUUACAAAGGCAGCGGGUCAUAAAAUUCUACAAUCGUCAUGGGAAGGAGGUAGACAAGGAUGGAAAACCACUUCCGAGAAAAACAAACCUCGUCAGAUUAAUGGGAUUAGCCAAACCAGUAAGGAAUUAAAAUGCUUGUUGUUUUCAAAUAAAUUCAGUUUAUUCAGACAAAAAUGUUGAUGUUUUAAAUGAGAAAAUAAAUGCGAGUACUCCUUGGGUUUGCUAACAUUGUAGUUUAACGGUCUUUUAACUUGCCCGUCUCCCUGGUGUUAAAAAUACUACUUUCCGGUAUAUCUUUCAGGAAGCUGGCUUGAUAUCUAUUGGAAUGGUAUCAUUACUACUUUCAACUGCCGUACAAACAAUAGCACCUUUGUUCUUUGGGAAAGUAGUUGAUGCUGCUCUGGAUAGCAUGGGUAAUUAUAGAUCAAUAUUGGGUUAAAGACCUUUAAAAAAUGUUUGUAUGAAAUAUGUUCUUGCACACAUUUCUGUAAGUCUGUCUUGUGUCGGACAAGUCAAGCAAAAGAGAAGUAGCUUGAUAUAUUAUAGAUAAUUGUUAAAAUUUUGAUCAUGCGUAAUUUCCCUGAUACAAUUUUUUAAUGUUAAGUUAGAAAAGAUAUUGUGAAAAUGAAACUGAAAAUGCAUUAUGUUAUCAUUGAAUGGGCUCAAUUUUUAAAAAUAAUUGUGUAAAAUGUUGUUAUUUUUUGUUUUUCACAGAGAGUUUGAACAGGACGGUUUUGAUAUUACUACUGAUAUAUUUGGCUGGUUCAGUCUUCAGUUUGGUCAGGGCAUGGAUAUUCACUCUGGCUGGUCAGCGACUGGUGGCAAGACUGCGUUCUCAGCUUUUCGGAUCUGUGAUUGUCCAAGAAAUAGCUUUUUUUGAUGUUAAUCGGUAAGCCUGUAGUCUUGCCUUUAUUUUUUAUUAAACCAACUGUCACUUUUAUGUGUUAUAUGAUUAAAUUGUUCUCCAUAAUACUAAAAUACUCUGGGAUUUAUUCAGUCCACUUGAGAGAGCCUUUGUUGAGCCUUUUGAUGAACAUGCUUAUGAAUUGCUUUUAUUUUUAUUUGAAAUUUUUACUCUCCAUUACUUUCUCAGCUGUAACUCUGAUCAGUCUUUGAGAAUGUUAGCAGUAACUUCAUAGCUUUUUCCCCUUGAAGAAUAACUUCUUGAUGUCAUGGUGGUUGCUAUUCUCUUAUGUUAUAUAAUAGAAAUAUUAUAAAUAAAUAUUUAUGUGAAAGAAUAAUUAAAGUCAACAGCAGCUACAGUGAUUUUGAAUGUUUGUGUUUGAUGUAUCAGCACAGGGGAGUUGUGCAAUCGUCUUUCAUCAGACACAACAGUUCUUCAGAAUGCUGUUACGGUAAGUCCUUUUUGUUGUGGAAUCUCACAAUAUUUGUUUUUUUUAGACAAUCACCUUAUCUGAAUGGUGCAACAGCAAGACUGUUUUGUUAGGAGUAGGACAUACAAGGUGCACAAGACAGGACAUGCAAGGUACACAAGACAGGACAUACAAGGUACACAAUAUAGAACAUAUAAGGUACACAAGACAGGACAUGCAAGGUACACAAGACAGGACAUACAAGGUACACAAUAUAGAACAUAUAAGGUACACAAGACAGGACAUGCAUUGCAAGGUACCGUAUACAAGACAGGACAAGGUGUUGCUAAUAGCAUGGUGCCAACUGCGGGGUAAAUAUUAGCUACUUGGAACUUCUGGCAAAGUCACUUGAGUUCGAUGACAUCUCAAAUCAGCAUUUCAAAGCAGUUCAUCAUCCUUAGCGGGAAACAAUGACCCAAAAAGAUAAUAACAAUGUGAGUUUAAGAAAAUAUCAAGACAACAUGAGAAAACUUUGAUUGUAGACACAGGCAAUAGCAUGCAUCUCUAUGUGUAACCUCCAAUAAAAUCUUCAUAGGCACACAAAAGGUACACAAGAUAGGACAUACUAGGUAUACAAGACCAUCAUGAUUUCAAUCAUCUUCUAGCAACACAGAGAAUUAAUGAGAAAUAAAAAUGUGCUUCUAAGAGAAAUGAUUUGAUGGACACAAAAUUCAUUACAAGGAAUAAAUUCAGUUUUGUUGUGUCAGAUCUAUUCAUUUAUUUCAUUCAUUGAUUUGAGGUGCAAUAUAAUAUGAUUUAUAAUUUUAGUUAGGUACAUUUAUGUGAAUGCUAUUUGGUAGCUAUAUAAAAAAUACUUAUUUCAGUGUUUUCUGUCACAAUUUAAACAAUGUGAAAUGUGAUUUUUGAAUUCCUGCAUCGCAAUAUAACAAUGGUGCUGUUUCUUUUCAGGUCAACUUGUCCAUGUUGUUCCGUUACCUACUUCAGAUCAUUGGCUCCUUGGCUCUCAUGUUCUUCCUGAAUGCAUCGCUAACAGGGGUUCUCCUGGCCAUUGUACCUGUUGUUUCAUUAAGCGCAAUGCAGUAUGGUGAGAUUUUUAAUAAAUCUUUUCCCUUAGAAUGAACUUUGUCAAUUUUAAAAGUCCUGCAUAUCUUGUAUGAAAAUCCCCACCUAGUGUAUGGGGCUUGACAAUGAUUAAUUUCAAUGUUUGAUCUUAAGACAAGAUGUACAGUUGACUCGUAUUUUCUUGAGGAGUAACACAACACAUUUCUUGAUACAAACUGAAAACCAAAACAUUCACAUUCAUACAGUUGGAGGGCUCUGGUGCAUUGCAGAAUUCUUUGAGACCGUUGAGAUCUGACACUGGGGCACAUCACUUGCAUUUUAAAACAGUUUGCAACAUAACUCUAAAUGUACAUCUUCGGGCUCUUGUGAUCUGAAAUUAAAUUUUAACAUUUUUUAAACGUAUAAAAUGUUUGCUUACCUCGUCUCACGGCGAUGCAAACUUUGAGAAAUCAUUCCCUGCGCUUAAAAUUUAUCAAAUAAUAGUAGAAGCUGACUGACAGGUACCAGUACAUCUAUUUUACAGUGUAAAAUUAGCUCCAACCCUGUCGGUUAGUGAUUCAUAAUCAAUCAAAAUAAAAUAAAAAAGGGCAACGAUUGCUGUAUGCAAAAAAAAAAAGCCCCAGAAAAUUUCUUGACAGCAUGAAAAUUAAAUUGUGACUGGUGAUGAAAGUUAUUUCCUUUAAUUUUUGUGUGUACCUGUCAGGGCUUUUAUUUUUAUGCAUGGAUUUUGGAAGUCUUUUAAUAAGGAGCUGACUCCAUAAGUUUGGCAUGUUGUAUCAUCGUCUUGUAUGAAUUAAGUUUAAGGGGUAAACAACAAAGUUCAAGUGUCAUUCCACAUGUAAAUUAAUUUUAUCUACCCCCAUUGCACAUUUCAGGUAAAUUUGUUCGUAAAAUGCGGAAGCUGUUCCAGGACAGAUUGGCUGAUGCAGGAACACAAGCUGAAGAAUCCCUGUCUUCUGUAAGAACUGUCAAGUCUUUCUCAGGGGAAGCCAAAGCUACGACCGUCUAUAGUGGUUUCAUUAAUGAGAGCUAUAAGAUUGGGAAAAAACUGGCCCUUGCCCAGGGUAAAUGAAUAUACUUUACAGUUGUUGAAGAUUAUAAUUAAGAAUCCACAGUUUUUUUAAACAAUGAGUUACGGUAAAUAGUAAGCAACAACAAAAAUAAAAAUCAUAAAAAAUUAGCAAGCACAUGUGUUUUUGUAACACCCAAGAAGGAUAGAGUACUCCCUUUUGAAUUAAGACGCAAAUAAAGUUUAGUUGAGUAAUGGUAUCUUUUAAGCCAAAGUCUGUUAUAUAUUUUGAAAAUUUGCGGGUGAAAGUUUUGUAAUAAUUUAAAAAAACCCACAUAACAUGAUAGUUAAACUUGAAAUAGUUUUUGAAUAAAUUACUGUGCUAAUAGACAUUUCUUUUGUCCUAAGGGCACUGUAAAUGAUAUUUCUUUUGUCCUAAGGGCACUGUAUUAGAUAUUUCUUUUGUCCUAAGGGCACUGUAAUAGAUAUUUCUUUUGUCCUAAGAGCACUAUAAUAGAUAUUUCUUUUGUCCUAAGGGCACUGUAAUAGAUUUUUCAUUUGUCCUAAGGGCAGUGGCAGUUCAGCUCUUAUGUUGUGACAGUCUAAAUAAAAAAUGUGAAUGUUAUUUAAGCUUUAACUUUUUUUUAACCAUUGACAUCUCCCUCACUUAGGCAUAAUGGAUGGUCUGUUUAGUUUCCUGGCCUAUGGAGCCAUAUCUGCAGUUUUGUGGUAUGGAGGGAAACUGGUCUAUGAGAAUUCUAGAGACCCCACCACAGGCAUCACUGCAGGCUUGUUAACUUGUAAGUAUUGUGUACAUAGCAUAGUUCUACAUGUAGGCCAAAUAAGUGGAGGGCUAGAUAAUUUUCUUUUGGAUAACUUGCAACUUACUGGAUAUACCUGUUGAUAAGCCCACUCCCUUAGUUGUCUCUGGCAAAAGCUUGAAAAGUGUGGAACCUGCUCAUAAGCCGACCCAAAUAAAAAAACCCAUUCCAAUAGGAGCAGUGAAGUACUAAAGAAAAUAUUUAAAUUUUUUAAAAUCCAAAUUUUAGUAUUACGAUUAUGUAUAAAAAAGAUGCUCACUUCUUGUGUCUAUCUCAAUUUGUGGUACCGGUAACCAUACUGAACAUCAAAAGUAAAGGACCUUGGCAAUUUACUAUAAAACUUCAUUAUUCAGUGUAAAUACUCUGACUUUGAUACAGUACUCUCUCUAACCACAGACAAUCAAGACUGAAACAAAAUGAGGAUAAAACUUGUGAGCAAAUUUUGAAGCUGGCCUUACUUUGGCUUCCAUUAAUCUUUUUACAAUAAUAGAAUCAAUGUACCUGGAAAUUAUGAUAAAAAUUUGCAAUGACCCGCUCAUAAUCUGACCCUCCCAAUUAUUCCGCUGAAAUAUUUCCAUUUGGCUUAUGAAUGAGUAUAUAACUGUGAUUGUGUAUGGAUGGAAUUUGUUGAAGUUCUAAAUACCUUAUUUACUUUACUAUUGUACUUAGAAGAUACCAGCACAUAGCUGAGGGCAUUAUGCACCCCUUGAAUUUGAUCACAAAAGAAAUUUUUUGAGAUUUAGCUUAUAUUCUAAAUUUAAAUAAUGCUCUUAGAAUCGUUUAUUUCAAUCCAUUAUAAAUUUGACUUUAAAUAAAUGUGGGCUUUUUAUGCUAUAAAAUGUUGGGUAUGUCUGCUCAAAAUUAAUUUUAUAAUUAAUACGUUUAAAUUUUAAAAGUGACAGUAAAAAACAGAUCUAUAAUUUUACAGCUCGGAAUGAUUCCUGGGUUUUUUAAAUUUUAAAAUCUUUUUUUUUUCAGCCUUCUUGUUAUACACCCUCCAGGUUGCCAUGGGUUUUGCUCUUCUCUCCUCCCUGUAUGGUGACUUCAUGCAGGUCAGUAAUAGUUGACCUUAUCCCAUUACUGAUAAAACAUUCACUCACUCAACAAAAUUUACAUCCUGCUAAAAGUGUCACUUGUCAUUUCAUUGGAAAGAUCGCCAAUGGUGUUAGUAUGUGUACAACUUGUUUUUUUUGCUGUUAAACUAGGUGGGUUCCGCGGUGCCCGAGGCCACCACAUCUCAGCAGAGUUGACUGCAAAUUUUAAAACUCCAAUUAGUUAAAGUCAUUAAUUCUUUUUAUUUGCAUCUGGAAAAACUUCAAUCAUGUUAAACUAUAUAUUGCCUAUAUGAGUAUGAGGUAUUGAGUUUAGGUAUUAGCCUCUCAUCGCGUUUGACGUACCAGCCAGUUCUUUCGCUUAAGGCCCAUUUAAAUGACUUGUAGCAUUUACUUCUCGUAGCGCUUGACCUUUAUCAGCUGGUUCUUGCUCUUAUUGCUGCCUAUAGUCUUGAGAUUUGCACAGCGAUGACUAUAAAAUGGUUACAUAGAGUGUAUUGAUUGGUGAUCUUGCUCAGUUUGUGUAUCAUGCAGCGGGUGUUAUAUUCUUGAAGUCAUGGGUUUUUUGCAGCAUCUGGGAUUUCUGCACAAAACAAGUAUUGAUUCAUUCAUGCAUUUUAAAUUUCUCCUCUGCUUGAAGCAUGGCCAAACAGUGAGCAUGAUGCAAACCAAGCUUUUAAAAUUCGAUGGUGUUAACCUUGGACUUAUUAACCAUUAACUUUCUAUCUCCACUGGCAGUUUUUUUUACUCCUAAAAAACAGUUGCCCUUGGGCUAAAGAGUCCAUUUCGUCCAGCUUUGGACCUGGACUAAUCUUGAUUGAUAGACGAUAUAUUAUAUAAUAUUACAGUGUUCUUACAGUUCCAACACCCAGCUUGGACCUGGACUAUUAGAUCUUGGAUGAUAGGCAGAUAAUAUAAUCAUAGUAUUGUUAGUGUGUCAACAAAAUGUAAUGUUAUCUUUGUCUCUGUUUUAUUAAAUAUCGCUUUGGCAAUAUGCCAUUAAAUGGAAAAAUAUACUGUAGUCAAUAAAUUUCCAUUUAUUUGAUUAAGAAAUCGAAUAAGGUAAUUAUAUUUUUGGUUGUAAAAUUAAUGUAAAAAUGCCAGGGUUUACCCAUUCAUGCAUGUAGUCUUAAGUGAUUACAAACAAAUUGCAAUGGAAUAACUCCUGUAGCGUAGCCAGUGGAAGAGCAGGUGUAGCACCUGCUCCCCCUGAGACCAUUUUCUGGUAAUUUCUGAGAACCGUUUAACAAAUUUAUUAAUAAAGUAUUUUAAAGAAAUAAAAAAGUUUCAAUCAAAAUAAUAAAACACUAAACAGCAUUACUAUUUGGUCAUGAUUAAAAAUAAGGAUGGUAUAAUCAGCUUCAGGUCAGGAAACCUAAAUUUCCACUAGCAUCUCCAAUUAAUUAUAGAAUGAAAAACUAAAUUCCAGUACCGGUAUGCACCAAAAUGCAUCCUUGCAUUUUUAAUUUACCCUUCCCCUAUUCAAAGUUAGAGCAUGAGUACCCUCUUAUUUAAAAAAAAAAGUUAAUUUAUAUAUAUAUACCGGUGUAUAUAUAUAUAAUAUAUAUAUAUUGGCUAGGGUGUUUCAAAGAUAAAGCAAUAUAAUCACAAUUCAUUUUACUUUUCGAACAUAUUAUGUAUGUUUUCUUUUGGUCCGGUGUCAAAUUAUUACUACUGGUACAAGUUACAAAUAAGAAAAAUCAGCAGAACCAACAUCUCAUUCAUAGUGUUUUGUCUCCUAAAUGUUGUCUUAUAUGUCUAGUCAUUUCGGAAAAACUAGCUAAUGCAGCAGAACACAGGUCACAUUUGUAAGGUUUCUCUCCGGUAUGUUGUCUUUUGUGUACGGUUAAAUGAGGUCUACUAGAAAAUGAAGCUGAACAAAUUUCGCAUUUGAAGGGUUUCUCUCCAGUAUGUAUUCUUUUGUGUGAAGUUAAAUAUGAAUUCACAGCAAAAGCCGCAGAACAAAUGUCAGAUUUGACCAUACCCCGCACACGCACUCUAUGAUCCAUCACUAAGAGACUAAGACUAUUUAAGACUAAGAGUUAGACUCUUACUAAGACUAAGAAACGGAUAGAGCAACUUAAAAAAGUCAUACGACAUCAGUGUAUUAAGAUUAAGAGGUUACAAAAACAAUAAUAAUAAUCCAAUUGUAUUAAAUAAAAAAUCGCUACAUGCAUUUCAUGAGGGUUAUUUACUUCAAUAUUGCAAGAAGACGAAAGGCUAAUAUUAUUUUAUUGACUUGUGUACCAUAAUCGGAAACUAACGAAAAUACUCUAGUGCUGGCACUCAGAUUCAUUAAAAUUCCCAAGAUUUAAUAAACGAAUUUCCCCAGAUUACCCGAGCUUAUAAAUAUAUUCCUUGAAUCUUCAAGACUUUGUGGCAGGGCAUGCAAAGGAGGAAGGAAGCAUAGGCUCUAUGCCAGUGCUUUCCAAACUUAUUGCUUUGGUGAAAAACUUUUAAGAAAUUUUUUUUUUAAAAGUACGUCACAAAUAAAUGAUUGUGUCAUCAAAAGAAGCCUUCUUCCGCAUACAGUACAAAUAAAGAGUAACAAAAAUACUUAAAAAUUACAAAAAACAAAUAAACACGUACAUGAAUGUUGUUUUUGAGAGGACAGUAAAAGGAAUGUAAUAGUAAUAGACCAUUAGUAGGUAUAAUGGCACAAUUUUUAAAGAAGAUCUGUUAGUUUUUGGCUAAAAGAUUGUGGGGAGGAUAUGUAAGAAUAAAUUUGGGUCUGUCACCAUUGUCACUUGGACUAGACCUGAAGUGAUAUUUUUAACCAAUUGAAAGACCGGUGAAAGUACUGUUUCCGGGUAGGACCUGCAACAGAAAUAGUCAAUCAUCUCAAGGGCUUUGUCCCAAACGUCAUCCUUAGACUGGCAAAGUCAAUGAAGAUGAAGAAAUGGGAGAAGGGGAAAUAGCGUCCUUACAGGAUUUAGGGUGGGAAGAAGAGUAGAGUAAAUAGCUGUGGUUGUUAAGUAAUCAGAAGUAAGUUGGCUGUCUUUGUGAAGGGUGACCGUAAAUGUCCAAAAAAAGUUAAUCUAGAUCUAAGAGACCUGUGAUGUGUAUUUAAUGGAGGGAUAAAAAAAGACCCUACAAAGUUGAUGAAUAGGUCACAUUAGCUCCUCUCCAUAGUGGUGACCCCAAUACAAUCAUCAAUGUACCAUUUGUAAAAUUGAGUGAGGCAUCCUGUGUAUUCUCUCUCCAGCAUGUGUUUGAACUGUCCCAUGAGCAAACAUGUGUAGUUGAAUCCCAUUUUAGUCCCCCAUUGCAACAUCCAUGAUUUGGUUGAAGAAUUGGCCACUAAACUCAAGAGAAUUGAGGGUGAAUACCAAGUCGGCCAUUUAGAGGAGGGUAUUGAUAGGUAUUGAUGGGGCUCGAGAAAGAAAAAGUGUAUAGAGAACGUACGUCAAGCAGAAAUAGAUGUUUCUUCUCAGGAGGGAGGAUAAUGGAUCCAAAAGUUAGUGCCACUAAGGCUGGUCAAGAUUGUUGCCGCCCAAAAUAAAACUUUGCAGUUGGCCAAUAAUCCAGCUCCUAAAUUUAUAGAAAAGAGUGGUUGAAAAAUAAAAGCUUUUAAUUUGUUCUAGCAAUUACAUCUUCACUUUUUAUGGUUAAAUAGAUUAUUUUCAUUGUUCAAAAUUAUUUAUUUAUUUAUUUAAAAUUUGAAUUUAUUAUAAGCUAAACUUUGUAACUAUUUUUCAACUUGGCAUUUGGCAGCAAAAAAUAGUGUUUGUAAUCUUUUUUGUGAAAGAGGUAGUCAACUUAAAAAAAAAACCCACCUCAUCACCUGCUUAUGAUAACCUAUUUAUAAAACUAGAUGUAUUUAUACAUUUGAAUAAUUAUUUUACUUUUUAAAAAAAGUAAAAUUUUCAUUGUCCCUUUAUUUUUAAAAUUAUCUUUAUAGAUCUUUGCAUUUAACACCAUAUUCAUUAAAUCACCAAUCUCUCUUGUAGUAGGCAUAAUAUAAGUGGCAAUUUUAGCUACACUUACAAAUUUAGACUUGCACAGUUGCAAAAGUUUGCCAAUUUUUAAAACUGGUGUAAACAGUUGCAUACCUUGACUAAAUGCUGCCUAAGACAACCUCAGAGAAUUGAAGAUAUCGCACACACAUGAAUUUAAAAAAUUCAGUAUGGCAUUGCUGCAACAACAGUACAUUUCUGUUCAUUUCUAUGUAGUAACAUCUCAGCUUCAGCUCAGAAUGUUCAAUUUACAAAUAACAAACCCAACAUACAUUGGACAUUUCAAUUAUUUUUUUUUUUGCAAUGAAUUGCAUAAGGCAGAAUGCUGAGAUAAUUAUAAGUGGGAAGUAUUGAAAACUCAUCGGUGUCACCUGCUCCAGACACUCCCCAUGGCCUCGCCUGUGUCUGCUUUCUAUGGUGACACCCUACUCUGAUGGCAACAUAUUCUGGUCGCACACUGCUCUUGUAUUUCACUUCGAUUUGUUAUGAAAGGGUCUUAAAUUAGAUUUAUUUUCUCCAUUUUUAUGUUACACAUUCUGCAUUGCUAUUAAGUUUUCUAUGAAAUUUUUCAAACAUUCACUCUGUUUUAAGUAGGGAUUUCAAAGAAAAGGGAAAAAAAUAUUGCAAAAUAUAAUUUUUUUUUCCAGAAGUAAUUUCAACUAAAAUUUAUUUUUAAUAUAUAUUAUUUUUAACAAAUUAGCUUUCCCCACCAAUGUGUAGUUGGGUUGGCUGCCCCCAUUCCUCCAGGAUUGCAACUGCUUAAAUUAUACAUCAGACUACAGAGCCCAAACUAAAUUUCAUUAUUUGGUAUUUAACUUUAAUGAUAAUUUUCGAAUGGUAACCUUGUUAUAUUCUAUAUGUCUAUUACAAUAGACUCUAGUGUUCCUAUUUAAAAUUAAAAGAGAAAAGAGAAAAAAGAGAAAAAAACACCUUUUAAAAUCUGUAAUUUAAAUAAAAUGUUAUUUCUAGGCUGUUGGUGCCUCUGCAAGGAUCUUCACACUGUUAGAUAGAAAGCCUGAUGUCUUUGUGCCACUAAACCCCUUGGUGCUGCCACAUUUGACUGGAGGUGAGGAAAUAAACACUGUUUAUUAAAUUGAUAAAUGUAUUCAAGAUUUUUUUCAAAUGAAAUGUUAGAAAAUUUACACUGUCACAUCCUAAUUUCUUGUUAAAGAUAUUAUUUUAUGAUUUUAAAAUUUAAUUAUUUGAAGGCAACGUCUUAAACAAUGAGAUAUAAUCCUGAAUAGAAAAUUUCUAUUAGUUUUCACUGAAAAACUCUGACACUCAACAAUCAGUGAUAAUUGCACAGAAGUUCAAAAUCAAGGAAGAAAGCAUUUCUGUUUUUUUAAAUAUUAAUCAGCUAUUGUUUGACUGACAAAUAGAAAAGCUAUAGUCUAAAAUAGCGGCUCAUUUAUGAUCUCACAAAGUAUCAUUUUUUUCUCCAUUUAACAAGAAAUAAGUAUUUGCGAGAACCCAGAAGUAAUCAUCAUAUAAUAAAUUAACUAUUUAAAAUUUGAAGAUCAUUACAAACUUUUAAUCACAAAUUUCAAUGUUCAAAGAUAUUUGCAUAGAAUUCUCAACCAGCUAUUCUAAACUUUUUUCUUUGACUUAGAAAUCGAGUUCAAGGAUGUUAAAUUCAAAUAUCCAUCAAGGCCGGAGACAGAAGUAUUGAAGGUAAGAUUUUUCAGAUAAAUAGCAAUUUUUUAAAAUUACAAUUUGUUUAAAAAAUAAAUAUUUUUCAAUUCUAUGCAAUUUUUUAUUUUGUUCUUGCCUAUUUUAAUUUGAAUUCUAAAAUUGUCCAAUAACAGUACAGGGUAUAACAAUAUGAAAAAUCUAAUAACAUACUUAAAAAAUGUCUUUUUAUUCCAACUGCCUUGUUGACAAAUUAUUAGCUGACAAACUGAAUUUAAAUUCUGACCAAAUUAUUGCCUCCUGAAAAUUUAUUGUGCCAUCACCAUUCUAAAAUGUUCUCUCUUAAUAAUCUUGGUGGUAAGUCAAGUAUUUAGUGCUCAAAACAUAAACUUCUUAAGAAGGUUGCUCAUGAUACAUCUACAGUUUCACAGUUUAAAAAUAUAAGCAAAUUAAACCCCUGAAUUUUGAUAUGAAAAGAACACAAAAUGUUAUGGACAAUCUACAGCCUGCGGGCCACUGAAAUAUUUAAAGAGGCUCACAAAUCCUUCUGGCAACUGGAUACUGUUGUCGUAAAUGUAAAAAUUGUAAAUGAUUAUAAUUAUAUAAAAAAAAGCCUUGGAAAAUUAAUAUCUGUAUAAAAUUCAUCAAAGUGAAAUUGUACGGGUAGUAAUAAUAUUCACAAAAAAUUUACAAAUUAUUCCACUGCUUAUUUUCAUACUGAGCUUUAAGUGAAUUUUUCAACCCCAUCUUUAAUGACAUUUAUUAAAAGUAGACCCAAAUUUCUCUGAUAAUUCUGGCUGAGCAAACAAGCCCAGUGAUUUUCAAAGUCUUUGAAUAACAGCGCAAAAUUAAUAAUUUUAUAAAUAUUUAUACGGUAUAUAUAUUAGUCUAUAUAUAAAUAUAUUUAUUUUCUGGCAUCUAUCCGUAAAAAUGUGAUGAUGGUGUAGACUUCGCAGGACCAAAUCCACAAGGCCUGGGAUUAUUAUUUUUUUUAAUAUGAUUAUAGGCUAGUUCUCAUAUAUUAAUAUAUAUAUAUAUAUAUAUANUAUAUAUGCAUCUAUAUAUAUUGUAUUUUGAUCCAAGCUGUCACAAAUUGUUUUCUUACUUCAAAAUUUUUCAUAUUUUUAAUCUCAUUAUCAUUUUAAAAUUAUAUAUAUCGGUAAUGAAAAAAAAUAAUAUACCCAGUUUUAUUGAUAAUAAUAAAAUAGUAAAAUCAUACAAAUAUUAAGGAAUUAGUAUUCUAAACAAAGUUUUUAAUAAUGUUAUCUGCUUUCUAGAUGUUAAGUAUUUUUCUAUAGUUGUUUAAACAUUCUACCAAAUUUUCCAGGGCGUGUCAUUCAGGGUAGAGCGAGGUCAAAUGGUGGCUUUGGUUGGACCUUCUGGUGGGGGCAAAUCUACGAUUGUCAACCUCAUUGAGAGAUUUUACGACCCCAACGAGGGAACCAUUGCAAUGGGUUGGUGUAAUUUUCUACAAAAUUCGUUUUGCUUAUAUAAAACUGUAUGAUGUUAAAGGCUUUCUUCAUUAUAAAUAAUAUUUAGGUUUCAAAAAUGUGUACACAAUUUAAUAAGUAUUACUCUAUAUACCAUCUAUGGUGGUUUUAAAAGUUUUAUUAAAACAUGCUUUGAUGUGUUCUGGUAUGUGCAAAGGACAUUUUAAAUUUGAGUUUAUAUAAGUUUAAUGAAAGAAGGAUUGCUCUCCUGUUAAAUGAUUAAAAUAAUAAGAUUUUAUCAAACCAAUUCUCUGCUCCAGAUGGUUGUGACUUAAAACUGCUGGACCUCACAUGGUUCAGACAGAAGAUUGCCAUGGUCAGUCAGGAACCAACAUUAUUUGCCUGUUCCAUUAAAGAUAAUAUUGCCUAUGGCCGUGAAGCCACUGAUGAAGAGGUAAUGAACAUGUUAGUAUUUUGAAACAGUUCAUUGUAAAAUGCAUUUUAAUAUUUAAAUACCAAUAAUUGUAUUUAUUGGGAUCAUUUAAAAAAAAUAUAUAAUUUAUAAAAUUUUUAAAUUAAUUAGAUGAAAGAAAUAAUAGUAUCUAUACAUUGUUUCUCAGAAUUUUUCUGUCCACACAUAGCACUAUAAAACUAUAAAAAUGAUUUUUAAAUAUUUGAAAAUGGUUCCCACCUAGCCCUGCUUUUUAAAAUGUAGUUAUAUAGUCAUUACGGUAUAAAUUAAUUUCUAAGUAAAGUUACCAUAUGGGUGGUUCAUGCUUUGAUUUGUGCAGUAGCAUUUUGGUCUUAAACACUCAAUUCACAUUGUAUCAAAUUUUUUACGUUUUGAAGAAUUUUUUCAACAAUAAAAGAAAUGGCUUCAAUAAAAAAAAUAAUUCAUAUAUUACUGGUCUUCUUGCUUGUUUAACCAGUAAAGAGGUGUUCAAGAUUGACGUCUGUGACUCAGGCUGAAAAUAAUUCGAUGUAAAACUGCAUCUUGAUUUCAUAAAUGCUUUUAAAGAGUUCUUUUGUCUUGUUAGGUGAUUGAGGCAGCCAAACAAGCAAAUGCCCAUGAGUUUGUGUCUGAGUUUGAAAUGGGCUAUGACACUCUGGUGGGUGAGCGAGGUGUGAGGUUGUCGGGAGGUCAGAAGCAGAGGAUUGCCAUUGCCAGGGCCCUCAUCAUGGACCCCACUCUUCUAUUACUGGAUGAGGUAAGUCUGGCUUAGCGCUCCUAUCAUGAUAGAGUUGUUUUUUUUUCAUGUCAUAAAUAAUAAACAGACCUGACAGAAACAUUUUUGGUACCCAGAUACCUUUCAUAAAUACUUGACUCACUUAUAUAAAUGACAGCCAAGUUGGCCUUGGAAAAAUUUCCCUUCAUGUCUUAGCACAAAGUCUCUCUUUGAAGAUCCGUUUUUGUUUGUUUUUUUUUUACAAAGUUUUACCUCAAUUGUAUUUGAAGAAGAACAUCCAGUUUAUAACCCUAAUAUCCAGAUGCUGAUUUCAUCCUGUACAGUAUUAGAUAAGAUAAUGCAUAAAAAUUAUGAAUAAGUUGUUAAAUUGAGAAGUUUUUUUGAAUUCAUAUUUUUAGGAGACAUACCAUAUAAAAGGAUGCACAAAAAAAACAACACAAAAAAAAACCCAUUCAUAAAAAAUUGUGAACAUUAAUUGUCAAAUGUAUGAUUUUUAACUUGAUAUAAAUUGAUUAUGAUGAAUGACCUUAACCUUACCUUGAACAGGCGACCAGUGCUUUGGAUGCAGAGAGUGAACAUUUGGUACAGGAAGCUGUGGACAGGGCUAUGAUGGGUCGAACUGUUAUUGUGAUAGCACAUAGACUUUCAACAGUUAGAAAUGCUGAUAAGGUAAGUGUCAUAGCACACAGAAUUACCACAGUUAGAAAUACUGAUAUUGUAAGUUUCAUUGUCAUAGCACACAGACUUUCCACGGUUAGAAAUAUUGAUAAGGUAAGUGUCAUUGUCAUAUCACACAUGCUCUCCACAGUUAGAAAUACUAUUAUUAUUAUUACAGUGGUCUUAUAUAGUGCAGUACCCCAGCCCAGGGAUGGGCUCACCGCACUUCACAUAAAAAUUUGCAAAAAUAAACAUGAUGUUAAAAUUAAAAAAAACAGUUACAUAAAUUAAUUUAUUUUAAAAAAAAAAACAGCUUUGUAAAAAUACUGAUACGGUAAGUGACAAUUGCCUUUCAUCUUUUAACUAAAAUCAUUACCAAGUUCAACUCAUCACAAUAUUCUGACAUUCUAGCUCAUUAAAAAAACUUAUAUCUUUGACUACCAGACUUCAUCUUGACAUAAUUGUAAUUUCUGAACAGAAUAUGUGCUUGAAAUACUAUAAACAGGGUCAGAUCAAGGAAUAAGUGAAAAGAGAUGGCCACCUUGGGCAUUUAUUGUACAAAGCCAAGCCUAUCUAUUCCUUUUUUCUUCUCUAAACGUUGGUGAUUGGGAUGCAUAUUCUCAAAUAUUUUUCUGACUAGAUUCACUACAGUACUGUUUCUAUUUUUAUAUUUUAAUUUGUGUUUUUUAGGUGGUUGUGAUAGACAAAGGUCAAAUAGCAGAGAUGGGGACACACAAUGAGCUUCUGGCCACACAUGGUGUUUACAAAAAAUUGGUGCUCAGACAACUCGCCGCAGGCUACACUGGUGAUGCCAAAGACCAGCUUCCCAGACAUGUGAAAGAAAGUGAAGUAGACAAGCCUAGAAAAUUAAACACCAAUAUGAAUGGUAACAGCUCCUAUGUAAAUGAAGGCUUGCUCCCUGAUGAAAUUGAUGAUAGUGAUGAUAGUGAUGAUGGUGAAGAUGAUAACGAUCUCAUACAGUUGAACUAAAACUGAGUCCAAUUGUAGAGUGAGCAAGAAAUCAUUCUCGUUACAACAAAUGAAUAGGGCUCAGAGAAUAUGAUCAAUAGUUUUAAAACCAUUGUAAAACCAUUGCCAGACAGCCUGGGUAUAUAAUAGGUUAAAACAACUUAUUACAGUAAUUGGAAAAAAUCAAUAUGGCAGUAAAACAAAAUGAAAGGAGAAUUGAAAAAUAAAACUUCAAGUGUAGCAUAUCAUAUACUAUUAAUUAAAAGAAAUUCACGGAAAGAGAGUAUCAAUAGCAUUAACAAAAUUUACCAUUUACCCCUAAAUACCAUUACAAACUUUCAGUGAUUCAAUUAAGUUUGCAUAAAAAUAAAGAUUGAAGGUAAACUAAUUACAAUAGGUAAACAGAAAACAAAUAACUUCUUUUUACCUCUAGCUCAAACAUCAGCUGAGGGUCUGUAAAAGUCUGGGUCUGUAAAAGUCUGCUUUGAAAACUGACAUUUAAAUGUAACUCAGCAGGAAAAACAAUUAAAUAUUGGAGAGGGGAGGGGGGGGGAGGUCUCCCUUUCAGUUUAAUCCUCUUGUACUUGCAGAAAACACUGUUUUAAAGAAAAACAAUAGGAUUUUAAAGGCAUAUCCAUUGUUACUGGUGAUUAAAGUUCUCGUCUCAGCUCUAUAGAAAAUAAAAUAGUUAGCCUGUGUUUUAAAGACUAGUUCAUAAAUAUAUCAUCAAUAUAUGACAUGUUGAUCAGCACAAAGUAAAUUUUGUAGUUAUGUCAACUUUGACUUUGGAGUCAGAGUACAUUUGUAAGGCAAUGUGAAGUUUACACUUUUGAACUCUAGAUCAAGUUUAUUGGACAAAUAAAAGGAAGUUUCAUAUUGCAGAUGACAAAAUAAUGUGUACAUGACAGGAUAAGAUCAAAUUAUAUAAAUUAUAUAUGAUUUGUACUGUUCCUUUACUUUCUUUACAAUCCACUUCUGUCUACUAAUCUGCAAUGAGAUAUAGUUCAAUGAUCAUUUUUAAAUUACUUAAAUUACAGAAAGCUGUAGGUUUUCACUCGAAAUCAAUCCCAAUGUAAAUUUGUACUGUGUACAUAAAACCUUUUUCUUUUGUUUAUAAAAGGUUUUUCACUAAAAAUAAAUAUUGUCUUUGGUUAUUAUGAGCUUUGUAGAAAACAUUGUAAAGAAUCACCAAUCAAAUUACCUAAUUUUAAAAAUCUUUCAUUGUAGGUUACUGAAACAAUAUAUUUAUAAUAUUAGUGUUCUUUUUUUUUUUGAAGGAUAUUAUUUUUUUACACAAUGUUAAACUUUUUAAAGGGUGACUCCCAGUCUCAUGGAAGCAAAUCAUCUUCACCCUAGGUAUUUUAGUUUAAGCAAUGAUUUUAAUCUGCUUUUUUAUUUACAUGAAACCCUUUCAACACCACAGUUCUGUGGUAAUUCUUGAUAAUAAAUUAUUGGAGAUGUGGAAAUAGUUGUAAUUAAUAAAAGAAAGACACAAACUAAUUAGUACCAUUAGUAAUAUGAAUAUAGCUUAAUUGUAAAUCUAUUUUAUAAUAAAUUAAAAUAAUAUAUAAUUGUGAUUAUAUCUACCGGUAUAUAUAAGUAUAUCACUCAUAAAAACAGCCCAAAAUAUUGUCAAAAAUAUUAAGUGUUGUUUAUAAUUUUUAAAUUUGAUCUCUAUUGUUUGUUGAAUCAUUUCAUAUUCUUUGCUAAUUUUAUUUUUAACUAAUAUUUCAUUUUUGUUGUUCAGGUUAGUUAUAUAAAAUAUAAAUAUGUUUGUUGUUGGAUACAAUUUUUGUUGUUCUAUCUUACCUAGCCAGCGAGGUAGAGGUAUGAUAUUCUCUAAUACUCAUUCACAGAGAUGUGGAAAAAGUUCAAAGAGUCUCAAUCCACAUUUCUCGUUGUUUAUAUAAGGCAUGUAAUAUAGCAUAGGCUUUCUUUACCGUUUUAUUAUAUUUCAAUGUUUUGUUUUCUGUAUGGUACAGUACAGUACCGGUACUUUCAUACUUUUUCCUUACAUAUUUCAUGGUAAUUAAAGUUGUUUUUUUUUUAUAUUU
Molecule: messenger RNA, 19795 nt
Organism: Lymnaea stagnalis (great pond snail)
Lineage: Eukaryota; Metazoa; Mollusca; Gastropoda; Lymnaeidae
Source: the annotation of a GenBank genome assembly